Entrophospora sp. SA101 is the source of this 558-nucleotide messenger RNA. The record is from the annotation of a GenBank genome assembly. Lineage: Eukaryota; Fungi; Glomeromycota; Glomeromycetes; Entrophosporales; Entrophosporaceae.
AUGAAUGCACAAAGAAAUAAUGUUGAAGGAACAUCUGGACCUACUAGUAAAGGUCUAGAUCAAUUUCCUGAAUCUCCAAACUCAACAUUCUUUGUUCCAGAAGAUACAGCUGGUCCAGAUUUGGUUUUUAUGGUUCAAUUUAAAGUGAAUAUAAAACCAGAAAAGGCCAUCAGAACAACAGAUCCUAAUGCAUUUUAUGCAUAUCAAAAGAAAGAAAAUGAAUUAGGUGAUGAUGAACCAAAUUUCACAAAUGAGCCACUUGUAAACCAAGAAAAGAGAAGAAAAAUUAUUGAAAUUAUUGAUAAAAAGUUUAAGAAAGCAAAAAACAAUGGUAUCUUUUGGAUUCGAAUCUUGGUUGCAUAUCCAGCAAAAAUUCAACAAAAUAGCUACUGGAGAAGUAUUGAUAAUAGGUGUACAGGCACCCAUGUUUCAGAAUUAAUGAUAAUAAUUGAUAAUGAUGAAGCAAAACAUUUUUUCAAGCAAGAAGAAUUGAACACCUUGAAUGCUUUAAAGAAAUAUCAUCAAAAAAUCUCCCAAAACAAAUAUCAAUUUGGUUAA